AAGAGCAGCCGGCAGCCGGCCCGCGGUCACUCGGAGGCCAGGCGGCGGGCGGAGGACGCACCAUGCCCUCCUUCGACGAGGCGCUGCAGAGGGCCGGCGAGUUCGGGCGCUUUCAGCGGCGCGUGUUCCUGCUGCUGUGCCUGACGGGCGUCACCUUCGCCUUCCUCUUCGUCAGCGUGGUCUUUCUGGGCACCUGGCCCGAGCACUAUUGGUGCCGCGGGCCGAGCGCAGAGGCGCUGGCCGAGCGCUGCGGCUGGAGCCCCGAGGAGGAGUGGAACCGCACGGCGCCCGCGCCCCUCGGCCCCGCGCCCCGCGCGCUCCCCGGCGACGGCCGCUGCCAGCGCUACCUCCUGGAGGCGGCCAACGCCAGCGCCGGCGCGGAAGCGCUCAGCUGCGCCGACCCGCUCGCCGCGUUCCCCAACCGCUCGGCGCCCCUCGUGCCCUGCCGCGGCGGCUGGCGCUAUGUCCAGGCCCACUCCACCAUCGUCACUGAGUUUGACCUUGUCUGUGUUAAUGCGUGGAUGCUGGACCUUAGCCAAGCCAUGCUGAACCUAGGCUUCCUGGCGGGGGCCUUCACGCUGGGGUAUGCAGCAGACAGGUAUGGCAGAAUAGUGGUUUACCUAAUAUCCUGUUUCGGUGUGGGUGUUACCGGUGUGGUGGUGGCAUUUGCACCAGAUUUCCCUGUGUUUGUGAUCUUCCGCUUCCUACAAGGUGUGUUUGGAAAGGGAACGUGGAUAACUUGCUACGUGAUUGUGACAGAAAUAGUAGGUUCAAAACAAAGGAGGAUUGUGGGAAUAGUGAUUCAAGUGUUCUUCACCCUUGGAAUCAUAAUUCUCCCUGGAAUUGCCUACUUUAUCCCCAAUUGGCAAGGGAUCCAGCUAGCUAUAACGCUGCCCAACUUUCUCUUCCUCCUUUAUUACUGGGUGGUUCCGGAAUCUCCCCGGUGGCUGAUUACUCGGAAGGAAGGAGACAAAGCAUUAAAAAUUCUGAGGCGCAUUGCUAAGUGCAAUGGGAAGUAUCUCUCAUCAAGUUACUCAGAGAUUGCUGUUACAGAUGAGGAAGUCAGUAAUCCAUCCAUUUUAGAUCUGGUGAGGACUCCCCAGAUGAGGAAGUGCACACUAAUACUUAUGUUCGCUUGGUUCACGAGUGCGGUGGUGUACCAAGGUCUCGUCAUGCGCCUGGGAAUCACAGGUGGCAACCUCUACAUAGACUUUUUGAUCUCGGGAGUCAUGGAGCUGCCAGCGGCCCUGCUGAUCCUGUUGACCAUCGAGCCCAUCGGACGCCGCCUCCCCUUCGCAGCGGGCAACAUUGUGGCGGGGGUUGCGUGCCUCGUCACUGCAUUCUUACCAGAAGGAAUACCAUGGCUAAGAAAAACAGUUGCUACCCUGGGAAGACUAGGGAUAACCAUGGCCUUUGAAAUUGUUUAUUUGGUCAACUCAGAAUUGUACCCAACAACAUUAAGAAACUUCGGAGUUUCACUCUGCUCGGGUGUGUGUGACUUGGGAGGGAUCAUAGCCCCGUUCCUGCUCUUUCGACUCGCAGCUGUGUGGCUGGAGCUACCACUGAUCAUCUUCGGUAUCCUGGCAUCCAUGUGUGGAGGCCUUGUGAUGCUUUUGCCUGAAACCAAGGGUAUUGCCUUGCCAGAGACAGUGGAUGAUGUGGAGAAACUUGGCAGGAAAAAGAAAACCCAGGUUUCCAGCUCUCACCUGUGAGACGCUGCAGAGCCGGAGGAAGGAGCUGUUGGAGUCGCCCCUCCGGGAGAGACUGAGCCUCCAGAGACACACGCGCCUGUGCGCUUCAGCGUCAUUAUGUGGCAUCCAUUCAAGUGUCUUUCGUACCAUAUAAAGAUCUGCAGACUGUGCAGAAUAUUUUUAUACAAUCCUGGGUGAGUUCUGAGUUAUCAUGCUAUUGAAGCUUCUGAGAGCAACACGACCUGGCUGGGCUAACGGAGAAAGCCUACUCAGUGCACAGCCCAUCCUGGCUUUUUUUUUUUUUUUUUUUUUUUUCUGGUAUUGGAGUCAGUAGCAUCUGACUCAUUUGGUUAAAGAGCAACAGGAGAAGCCCUCCCUGACCCUUAGCAGGAUGCACAACCAAGGAUCCAGGAGAGGUGAGCGGAGCUGUGUUCAUCACAUCUGAUUGAAGGAGCCAGCGCUGAAAGGAGUGCCAGGAAGAGUUGGUGAAGGACCACGAUUUUCCAAGGCCACCCUAGCUGAGCCUCUGCUUUCUUUGCUCUCUGGGUUCUGUGCCUUUGCAGCCGGGACAGGUCAGGUGUCCCUCCCGCCUGCCACCUCGGCAGUGUCUGGGGUUCGAGGCACAGGGCAGGCCUCCCCCACAAAUAAGCACAGGUCUACUGUCCAAUUUGAGGAUUUGGCUCUACUAUUUUAAAAAUCGAGUUUGGGCCCUGACAUUAUUUGGAAUAUUUCUUUAUAUGUUUUAUGAACACCUAUAUAACCAGAGAGUCCACCUUUACAAAACAAAAUCCACAGAUUAUGAUUUCCUAUGUCUUAUGAUUUUAAAAGUAAAAGGAUAUUUAUGUUAUAUUUGUGAGUUUUGCUCUAGUGGUACCUAUAAUCAAGAGUAGAAAAUAUGGCUGGUUCUCAUUUAAUCUUGGUCUUUUGACUUGUCUUGGAAAAAAGCUUACAUUCUCACUUAAAAGUCAAUUAUAUCCAGGCUUAAAAAGAAUUAUCAUCAGCUCUAUAAGUGACUUUAUAGAUACUAAUAAGAGAUUUGACCAUUUAUGUUAUCAAAACUCUUGGGCCAGGGAGCUAUCUCGGUGGAAUAAAUGCUUGCCUGGCAAGCGCAAGGUCCUGAAUUCGAUCCCUGGUACCACCAAAAAAAAAAAAAAAAAAAAAAGCCUCUUAAAAUUUGAAAGUUAAACUCAGUGUUCUACUUUGAUUCAACUGUUAUGUUUUCAUAAUCCAACAUAUAUCUUAUACUGAAUUUUUUUUUAACGAGAAACUGUGUGGAUAGGUAAGAUGGAUAACGAAAGGAAACAUUACCAGUGAGAAGGAAAUUUCUAUGAGAACAUACUCAUGUGUGACAGUAUUAAGAUGUGUGUACUGUUGAUAAAAUAAACUUUGAGUGUGUGUGUGUGUGUGUGUGUGUGUGUGUGUGUGUGUUAAUGGGGCUAGAACCCAGGACCUCAUGUAUGCUAGGUAGGUGCUCCACCACUGAGCUAUACCUCUAGCCUGAAAUAAAUGUCUUAUUCUUUAAAACACAUCUGCAUUUCAUAUAAUGUCCUAUUUGUCAAUAAAGGAAGCAUUGCGUUUUAAAGAUUUAAUGCUCAGCUCAUCCUGCAUUCACAGACACUGAUGAUUUGGCUUUUCUUUGCGUCUCUUUGCUGUAAGAUGGCAGUUGCUUUUUGAUACUAUCACCUUUGAGUUGUAUUUGGAGUUGACAUUUUUGUUUGAUAACAAUAAAAAAUUUAAAUUGU
This is a messenger RNA of Octodon degus (degu), 3433 nucleotides long. RefSeq names its product solute carrier family 22 member 3 (gene Slc22a3). The transcript is spliced from 11 exons. NCBI's taxonomy places the organism in Eukaryota, Metazoa, Chordata, Mammalia, Rodentia, Octodontidae. The coding region runs from base 63 to 1712 and encodes 549 amino acids. Gene Ontology annotation, molecular function: transmembrane transporter activity. Gene Ontology annotation, cellular component: membrane. The record is from RefSeq and is a predicted model, not a curated record. Gene Ontology annotation, biological process: transmembrane transport.